AUGGCGUCUUCAAGUAGUGGUUUGACUGAAAGAAAAUUAAUUCAUGUUCCAUCAACAGAUAAUCAUGCUCGAUUUAAUCUUUCACCUGUGCCAAGUGUUGGCGAUGAUGAUGAAGAUGAAGAUGAUGCUUUUGAUCAUCAAACUCGACGUGAUUAUCCUGAUAUAGAUCAAGAUGAUAGUGGUGAAGAAGUUGAUUUAGGUGGUAAUCCACUUGAUACUACAACUACCGUUACUAUGUUUGAUCAUGAUCAUGAAGUUACGAAUGCUUCUGAUCGUAAACAAGAUAAUGGACAAAUGACCAAUGUAGCAUAUGUUGUUCAUAAACAUUAUGAAAAUUUUCAAACAAUCGAUUGGUUAAAAGAUUUAAUGCGUAAUCGUAUUCGUCAUCGUAAUUUACGUGCACAACGAAGACAGAGUUGGAGAAAAAGAUUGGCUUUUUGGUUUGAUGCAUGGAGUGGUUGGAUAUGUGUUUUAUUAGUGGGUAUAUCAGCUGGUCUUGUAGCUGGUUUUGUAGAUGUUGGAGCAAAAUGGAUGAGCCAUUGGAGAACAGGUGUUUGUACACCAGCAUUUUGGCUUAAUCGAGAACAAUGUUGCUGGGGUUCACGAGAUGUUACAUUUGAUGAUGUUCAUAAUGAACUAUGUAGUUCUUGGCAAACAUGGUCAGCUAUCUUUGGUAUGGAUGAAUUACUAGUUAGUGCUUGGUUUUUUCGAUAUUUUAUGUUUAUAUUUUGGUCUGUUAUAUAUGCUACAUUUAUUGUUAUACUUGUUGUUGGUUCUGCACCGUAUGCUAGUGGAUCAGGUAUUCCGGAAAUUAAAACAAUUUUAUCAGGUUUUAUAAUGUAUGGUUACUUGGGUAAAUGGACAUUUUUAAUAAAAAGUAUUGGAAUGAUAUUUGCUACGAGUGCGGGUCUUAUUGUUGGUAAAGAAGGUCCAUUUGUACAUAUUUCUUGUUGUUGUGGAAAUCUUUUUUCAAAACUUUUUCCAAAAUAUGGUAAUAAUGAAGCACGUAAACGUGAAAUAUUAUCAGCAGCUGCUGCAACAGGUGUUUCAGUUGCUUUUGGUGCACCUAUUGGUGGAAUUCUAUUUAGUUUAGAAGAAAUAAGUUAUUAUUUUCCGUAUAAAACAUUAUGGCGAACAUUUCUUUGUUGUAUGAUUGGUGCACUUGUUGUACGAAUAAUAAAUCCAUAUGGUAAUGGACAUGAAAUUCAAUUUCCUGUUGAAUAUAAUGUACCAUGGGCAAUAUUUGAAGUUAUACCAUUUAUUGGUCUUGGUGCACUUGGAGGUUUAUGGGGAACAUUAUUUAUAAAAACAAAUAUACGUUGGUUAAAAUAUAAGAAAACUAGUCGAAUUGGACAAUAUCCACGUGCUGAAGUUAUUAUUUUAACUUUAAUAACAGCUAUUAUUUGUUAUCCAAAUAAUUAUUUAAGAUUAACAAUGCCUGAAUUAAUCAGACGUUUAGUUGGACAAUGCCAUGUUGAAGAUCAUAUGGAUCUAUGUGAUUAUCAACGUGAUAAACCAAUUGGAACAGCAACAGCUAAAUUAUAUGCUGCUUUCGCUGGUCCUGGUCUUCAUCGUGCUAUAUGGCAAUUAUUUUGGGCAUUAAUUGUUCAAGUAAUACUUAUUAUAUUUACAAUUGGUAUUAAAGUUCCAUCAGGUUUAAUUGUUCCUAGUAUAUCAAUAGGAGCUAUUGCUGGUCGUCUAAUUGGUAUUAUAACAGAACAAAUAGCAUUUCAAAAUCAACAUUUAGCUAUAUUAAGACGUGAAUGUGGUGUAUCAAAUGAGCAUUGUGUUACACCUGGACUUUAUGCUGUUGUCGGUGCAUGUGCAUUUUUAGGUGGAGUUAGUCGAAUGACUGUUUCUCUUGUUGUUAUUAUGAGUGAAGUAACUGGUGGAUUAUCUUAUAUUGUUCCAUUGAUGAUUUCAGCAUUAACAGCAAAAUGGGUGGGUGAUGCAUUUGGUGAAGGAAUCUAUGAAGAGAAUGUUAAAUUAAGUGGUUAUCCAUAUUUAGAAAAUCGUGAAAGUUUUCGAUUUACUUUAAAAGCAGGUGAAGCAAUUCGUGCAAAUCGUUCAGGUGAACCAAUUCCAUUAGCAUGUAUAUAUCAAGAUGGUAUGACAAUUGCACAAAUUGAUUUACUUGUACGUCGUCAUCCCCAUUCAAUUUAUCCAGUUGUUAUUAGUGAAGAUUUUCCUUGUAUUGUUGGUCAAGUUCAACGAAGAGAUUUAUUAGCUGUACUUAAAUCACGUAAAACUCAAUUAACAUUUACACAUACAAAACCAUUACUUAAUAGAAAAGUAUCUGUUGUAUCAAUGUCAAAUUUAUUAAAUAAAUCAGGUCAACCAUCAACAUUAGGAAUGAGACGUGCAUCAAUAGCUUUACAAGCAUCAAAAACUUUACAAUUACAUAAAUUAGUUGAUCGUGCACCAAUUCUUGUUACGGAUCAAACACCAAUGGAAGCAGUCAUAGAUAUGUUUAGAAAAUUAGGUUGUCGACAAAUAUUUGUGACGAAAAAUGGUCAUCUUCAAGGUAUUUUAACUCGAAAAGAUAUUAUUCGAUUGAUGCAUGAAGCAAAUGUAUCAGACAAAUUUGAACGUUAG
Molecule: messenger RNA, 2595 nt
Organism: Adineta steineri
Lineage: Eukaryota; Metazoa; Rotifera; Eurotatoria; Adinetida; Adinetidae
Source: the annotation of a GenBank genome assembly